UAAUUUCUUUCCGCCGCGACUCGCGGCGCCCGCUCGUGGCCGGUGCGCGCGCGUCCGCAACCCACACCGCCUUCCCACUCCCAAAUAGUCCUCCGACCACUUUCCUCAUCCCUGUCUUGCUUGCCAUCUCCCCUCCCCUCUGCAGCUUCUGCUCUGCUCUGCACUCCCCUGCCGUCCUGCGGCGUUCGCUUCACCUGCUGCUGCCGCCCGUCGCCAAACUCCAGUCACCACCCCGGCACCCCGCCAGGCGCGGCCGUUCCUCCCGCGAGAGGACGCGUGUCCAAGCUAGGCUGGCGGCACCUUGUUCCGCGUCGCAUGGACUCCUGCUGUGUCUGUGUGCUGCCCCCCAGCCGCCGCCCGCAUCGCUGCUAACCGGGUGCCUGCCUAACCGGCCGAUUUCCUUCCUUGCAUAGCUCCAUUCCACCGCACAAAUAGCGCGCGGCUUUCCCAAUUCCCACCCUGUGGCCCUUUUCCGAGAUCUUUGCCACUUUGUGCGUCCUGUAGCGGCUGGAGGUGAUGGAGUGGGGGGACAGGGUCAAGGAGGCCGCCGCGGCCGCCGCGGCAGCGGACGAGAGGGCCGGAGGUGGGGAGGGGCUGGGGGGGUAUGUCAAGGUGAUGACCGACGAGCAGAUGGAGGUGCUCCGCAAGCAGAUCUCCAUCUACGCCACCAUCUGCGAACAGCUCGUCGAGAUGCACCGCACCCUCACCGAGCACCAGGACUCCAUUGCAGGAAUGAGGUUCAGUAAUCUGUACUGUGAUCCUCUAAUUAUUCCUGGAGGUCACAAGAUCACAGCAAGGCAACGAUGGCAACCAACACCGAUGCAGCUGCAGAUCCUUGAGAACAUAUUUGACCAAGGCAAUGGAACGCCAAGCAAACAAAAGAUAAAGGAGAUAACAGCAGAGCUCUCACACCAUGGCCAGAUCUCUGAGACAAAUGUCUACAACUGGUUUCAGAACAGACGGGCACGGUCGAAGCGGAAGCAGGCUGCUGCUUUACCUAAUAAUAACACUGAAUCUGAAGCUGAAGUGGAUGAGGAGGCCCUAACCGACAAGAAGCCGAAGUCAGAUAGGCUGCUCCAUGAAAACAAGGCUAUGAAUGUUCACAGUGCUGAGAGGAUCUCAGGGAUGCACCACUUUGAUGCAGAUCAUGAUCAAAUCGGUGGCAUGAUGUAUGGAUCCAAUGAAAACGGCAUGAGAUCGUCUGGCGGUUCAGGCCAGAUGUCCUUCUACGAGAACAUCAUGUCGAAUCCAAGAAUCGACCAUUUCCCAGGGAAGGUGGAGAGCUCCCGGAGCUUCUCACAUCUCCAGCACGGGGAAGGCUUCGACAUGUUUGGAUGACAUCUCCCUGCACCGAGUUACCCUGUAAAAAGUGAUUGCUGACGGCAUCGCCCAAUUUGCUGACAUGAAAGUUCAUCCUGAGCGACUCUGUUGCUUGCCAUGGUCUGGUUUAACCAACCCCCAGAUGGAAGCUAGCUCUCCUGGAACCUACUUGUUGGAAUAGGUGUAAGAAGUUGAUAUAUAGUAUUUGCCCGUAGUCUAUCAUACGCUCAAUUAUUUUCAUGUAAUCCCUCCACGUUUGCAAAUUUAGCAUGAGACUGUCAUAUGCUAUGCAGCAGCUUCUUA
Messenger RNA from Panicum hallii, 1623 nucleotides. RefSeq names its product WUSCHEL-related homeobox 8-like. The transcript is spliced from 3 exons. Gene Ontology annotation, molecular function: DNA-binding transcription factor activity; DNA binding. The record is from RefSeq and is a predicted model, not a curated record. NCBI's taxonomy places the organism in Eukaryota, Viridiplantae, Streptophyta, Magnoliopsida, Poales, Poaceae. The coding region runs from base 517 to 1338 and encodes 273 amino acids.